Athalia rosae (coleseed sawfly) is the source of this 1206-nucleotide messenger RNA. RefSeq names its product protein cornichon (gene cni). The transcript is spliced from 6 exons. Gene Ontology annotation, cellular component: endoplasmic reticulum membrane; COPII-coated ER to Golgi transport vesicle. Gene Ontology annotation, biological process: endoplasmic reticulum to Golgi vesicle-mediated transport. The record is from RefSeq and is a predicted model, not a curated record. Lineage: Eukaryota; Metazoa; Arthropoda; Insecta; Hymenoptera; Athaliidae. The coding region runs from base 279 to 878 and encodes 199 amino acids.
GGACCGAGCAAUUCCUGAUACUCGUCGAGAGAUCUCCAUUUUUCCGUUCAGAAAUGCGACAAAAUGGACAACACGUGCGAAGUUCUGUCAAAGAGCAGCAUCGCAAAUCGAACGGAGAACCCCAACGAUUUUUCUGAAACAAACGCUGUAUCCAUAUUGAAAUAAGACUGACACGUAACUUCGCAGUUGCUUGGAUUUAUUGUCCAGGCCCGAAAAUUGCAAAUACCUGAAGACUGUAGCCUCUGAUCCUCUGGGUUUUUUGCGUGUCGAGACCAAGAAUGCAAUUACCUGGACAAAGGAGUAAAUUCAAUGACAUGUCAUCAUUAGUAUUCGUCAACAUCAGGGUUGUGUUCAACUUCGAUUUCAAAAACAUGCUCCGAUGGAACGUCAAGGGAAAUAUACCCUAUGCGGAAUCGCUGACCGAUAUCCAUGGACCGACCGAUGACGAUGAAUUGUUCGUAGAUAAUUUACCUUAUGCAGAGUUGCCGACCGAUAUCCUUGGACCGACCGAUGACGAUAAAUUGUUCGUAAUCGCCUUUGAUGAGCUAAAGACCGAACACAAGAAUCCGAUUGAUCAAUGUAACAGUUUGAACCCGAUUGUCGUCCCUGAAUAUCUGCUGCACGUGCUGUUCAACAUACUUUUCUUAUUAGCUGGAGAAUGGUUUUCCUUGCUAUUGAACCUCCCGCUACUGGUGUACCACUUCCUGAGAUUUCGCAGUAGACCAGUCAUGUCUGAACUAGGCCUGUAUGAUCCUACAACCAUUAUGAAUGCUUCUGAUUUAACAAGAUGUCAGCGAGAAGGUUGGGUCAAAUUGGCCUUCUACUUGUUGUCUUUUUUUUAUUAUCUUUAUGGAAUGAUCAGCUCCCUCAUCCAAUAGAUUUAACUAUGGAGUAGCAGCCAUGGGUGCAUUGCACUAGCCGAUCAUUGAUAUGUCUCAUGAUGUGUACAAAUUCACUGGUCUCAGCUUCAGUAAAAAAGGAUGUAAAAAAACUUGAUUAUAAAUAGGGCAGGAAUAUUCUUGUGUAACAAUUAUUGGAUGUUUCAUUUCAGUAUUUUCAGUCUCGGAUUUAUCUUUAAGUCCAGUAUACAGCGUGAACUAUGAAAGCUAAUACCCAUAAGGCACAUGGGCACAUUCGGUCUCUGAAUCUAUUGUCACUGCUACCCCUUAAUGUUUCGCUUAAUAAUAUUUUUGACAUGCAAACCGA